UCCCUCACAUAUCACCUCCCACUUCCCAGGCGGCAGGGUCAGCAUGCUCUGGGCAAAGCCAAAGGCGGUGGUGCUCCUGGGAGCUCUACUGACUGCAUCCCUGGAUCCAGCGGGCGGCCAGGACUCACCUGCACUGUCCUGGGAAGUGCAGCGCUAUGACGGCUGGUUCAACAACCUGAGGCAUCACGAGCUCGGCGCAGCUGGCUUCAGACUGCAGCGUCUGGUACCAGCCAAUUACGCGGAUGGUGUUUAUCAGGCUCUGGGGGAGCCGCUGCUGCCCAACCCGCGCCGACUCAGCGACGCCGCCAUGCGGGGCACAGCCGGGCAGGCCUCCCGCCGCAACCGCACGGUGCUGGGGGUCUUCUUUGGCUACCACGUGCUGUCCGACCUGGUGAGCGUGGAGACACCUGGCUGCCCAGCCGAGUUCCUCAACAUCCACAUCCCGCCCGGGGACCCGGUGUUCGACCCCGACCAGCGCGGGGACGUGGUCCUACCCUUCCAGAGGAGCCGCUGGGACCCCGAGACCGGACAGAGCCCCAGUAACCCCCGGGACCUGACCAACGAGGUGACGGGCUGGCUGGACGGCAGCGCCAUCUAUGGCUCCUCGCACUCCUGGAGCGACGCGCUGCGGAGCUUCUCCGGGGGGCAGCUGGCGUCGGGGCCCGACCCCGCCUUCCCCCGCAACGCGCAAAGCCCCCUGCUCAUGUGGACGCCGCCCGACCCCGCCACCGGACAGCGCGGGCCCCGGGGGCUGUAUGCCUUCGGGGCGGAGCGAGGGAACCGCGACCCCUUCCUGCAGGCGCUGGGCCUGCUGUGGUUCCGCUACCACAACGUGUGGGCGCAGCGGCUGGCCCGCGAGCACCCGCGGUGGGGGGACGAGGAGCUGUUUCAGCACGCGCGCAAGAGGGUCAUCGCCACCUACCAGAACAUCGCUCUGUAUGAGUGGCUGCCCAGCUUCCUGCAGACAACACCCCCAGAAUAUACAGGGUACCGUUCUUUCUUGGACCCCAGCAUCUCCCCAGAGUUCCUGGCAGCCUCUGAGCAGUUCUUCUCCACCAUGGUGCCUCCUGGCGUCUACAUGAGAAAUGCCAGCUGUCAUUUCCAGAUGGUCCUGAACCAGGGUCUUGGCAGCUCCCCAGCUCUCAGAGUCUGCAACAGCUACUGGAUUCGGGAGAACACCAAUCUGAACAGUGCCCAGGCGGUGAAUCACCUGCUGCUGGGAAUGGCCUCCCAGAUUUCAGAGAUGGAAGACAGGAUAGUGGUUGAAGAUCUGAGGGAUUAUUGGCCUGGCCCUGGCAAGUUCUCCCGCACAGACUACGUGGCCAGCAGCAUCCAACGUGGCCGAGAUAUGGGGUUGCCCAGCUAUACCCAAGCCCUGAAGGCUUUGGGGUUGGAAACCCCAAAGAACUGGAGUGACAUCAAUCCCAAUGUGGACCCCCAGGUGCUGGAGGCCACAGCUGCCCUGUACAACCAGGACCUUUCCCUGCUGGAGCUGCUCCCUGGGGGGUUCUUGGAGAGCCACGGGGACCCAGGGACCCUCUUCAAUGCCAUCGUCCUCGACCAGUUUGUGCGGCUGCGGGAUGGUGACCGCUACUGGUUUGAGAACACCAGGAAUGGGCUGUUCUCCAGAGAGGAAAUUGCAGAAAUCAGAAACACCACUCUUUGGGACGUCCUAGUGGCUGUUACCAAUGUGAACGCCAGUGCCCUGCAGCCCAAUGUCUUUAUCUGGCAUGACGGUGCACCCUGCCCUCAGCCUCGGCAGCUCACAACUGAAGGCUUGCCCCGCUGUGUGCCCCUGACGGUGAUUGACUACUUCGAGGGCAGUGGUCCUGGUUUUGGCAUCACCAUUGUGGCUCUCUGCUGUCUUCCGUUAGUGAGUCUGCUUAUCUCUGGGGUCGUGGCCCAUUUCCGGGGCCGAGAGCGCAAGAGACUACAGAAGAAAGGCAAAGAGAGUGUGAAGAGAGAAGCAGCCAAAGAUGGGGUGUCAGCAAUGGAGUGGCCAGGCCCCAGGGAGAAGAGCUAUCCCAUCACCAUCCAGCUGCUCCCAGACCGACGUCUACAGGUCCUAGACAGGCGGCUGUCUGUGCUCCGCACUGUCCAGCUGCAGCCCACACAGAAGGUCAACCUCAUCCUGUCCAGCAACCGCGGGCGCCACACCCUUCUGCUCAAGAUCCCCAAGGAGUAUGACCUGGUGCUGCUGUUUAACUCUGAGGAGGACCGGGGCACCUUUGUUCAGCAUCUGCAGGGCUUCUGUGUGCAGUGGACUCUGGGCCUUGACGUGACUGAGUUGGAAGAGAAUGAGCUGUUCAGGAGGGCUGUGACCAAGCAGCAGCGGGCCCGUAUCCUGGAGAUCUUCUUCAGGAACCUCUUUGCCCAGGUGCUGGACAUCGACAAGGCAGAUGCAGGCACCCUGCCCCUGGACUCAUCACAGAAGGUGCGGGAGGCCCUGACUUGUGAGCUGAGCAGAGCUGAGUUUGCCGAGUCCCUGGGCCUCAAGCCCCAGGACAUGUUUGUAGAGUACAUGUUCUCUCUUGCUGACAAAGAUGGCAAUGGCUACCUGUCCUUCCGGGAGUUUCUGGACAUCCUGGUGGUCUUCAUGAAAGGCUCCCCAGAGGACAAGUCCCACCUGAUGUUCACCAUGUAUGACCUUGAUGCAAAUGGCUUCCUCUCCAAGGAUGAAUUCUUCACCAUGAUGCGGUCCUUCAUCGAGAUCUCCAACAACUGCCUGUCCAAGGCCCAGCUGACUGAGGUGGUGGAGUCCAUGUACCGGGAGUCGGGCUUCCAGGAUAAGGAGGAGCUGACGUGGGAGGAUUUCCACUUCAUGCUGCGGGACCAUGACAGCGAGCUCCAACGCACUCAGCUCUGUGUCAGAGGUGGAGGUGAAAGUACAAAUGGUGUUGGAGACAUCUUUAAACCAAACAUCAGCUGUCGAGUCUCAUUCAUCACUCGGACUCCUGGGGAACGAUCCUGCUCUCAGGAACUAGGGCUCCCUGCCUCAGAAGCCCCAGAGCUGGGAGGUCCGGUGCUGAAGAAGAGGUUUGGCAAAAAGACAGUGGUGCCCCCUCCCCGGCUGUACACGGAGGCACUGAAGGAGAAGAUGCAGCGGGGCCCCCUGGCCCAGAAGCUGCGACAGUACAAGCGCUUUGUGGAGAACUACCUGCGGCACAUCAUGUGCGUGGCGGUCUUCUCUGCCAUCUGUGCUGGCCUGUUUGCAGAGCGUGCCUACUAUUAUGCCUUUGCCUCACCACCCUCGGGCAUCGCACAGACCACCUUUGUGGGCAUCAUCCUGUCCCGGGGCACGGCCGCCAGCAUCUCCUUCAUGUUCUCCUACAUCCUGCUCACCAUGUGCCGCAACCUCAUCACCUUCCUGCGCGAGACCUUCCUCAACCGCUACAUACCCUUUGACGCCGCCGUGGACUUCCAUCGCUGGAUCGCCAUGGCUGCCGUUGUCCUAGCCAUUUUGCACAGUGCUGGCCAUGCAGUCAAUGUCUUCAUCUUCUCAGUCAGCCCCCUCAGCCUGCUGGCCUGUGUCUUUCCCAACGUCUUUGUGAAUGAUGGGUCCCAGCUUCCCCAAAAGUUCUACUGGUGGUUCUUCGAGACAGUCCCAGGCAUGACAGGGGUGCUCCUGCUCGUGGUCCUGGCCAUCAUGUAUGUGUUCGCCUCCCACCACUUCCGGCGCCGUAGCUUCCGGGGCUUCUGGCUGACCCACCACCUCUACAUCCUGCUCUAUGUGUUGCUCAUCAUCCACGGCAGCUUCGGCCUGAUCCAGCUGCCCCGUUUCCACAUCUACUUCCUGGUCCCAGCACUAAUCUAUGGGGGGGACAAGCUGGUGAGCCUGAGCCGGAAGAAGGUGGAGAUCAGCGUGGUGAAGGCGGAGCUGCUGCCUUCAGGAGUGACUCACCUGCAAUUCCAACGGCCCCAAGGCUUUGAGUACAAGUCAGGACAGUGGGUGCGGAUUGCCUGUCUGACUCUGGGGACCAACGAGUACCACCCAUUUACACUGACUUCUGCGCCCCAUGAGGACACGCUCAGCCUUCACAUCCGGGCAGCAGGGCCCUGGACCACUCGCCUCAGGGAGAUCUACUCACCUCCAAUGGGCGACGGCUGUUCCAGAUACCCAAAGCUGUACCUCGAUGGGCCAUUUGGAGAGGGCCACCAGGAGUGGCAUAAAUUUGAGGUGUCCGUGCUGGUGGGAGGGGGCAUUGGGGUCACCCCCUUUGCCUCAAUCCUCAAAGAUCUGGUCUUCAAGUCAUCGUUGGGCAGCCAAAUGCUCUGUAAAAAGAUCUACUUCAUCUGGGUGACACGGACCCAGCGGCAGUUUGAGUGGCUGGCUGACAUCAUCCGGGAGGUGGAGGAGAAUGACUGCCAGGACCUGGUGUCCGUGCACAUCUACAUCACCCAGCUGGCUGAGAAGUUUGACCUCAGGACCACCAUGCUGUACAUCUGUGAGCGACACUUCCAGAAGGUGCUGAACCGGAGUCUGUUCACAGGCCUGCGUUCCAUCACACACUUUGGCCGCCCCCCCUUCGAGCUCUUCUUCAAAUCCCUGCAGGAGGUCCACCCACAGGUACGGAAGAUUGGAGUGUUCAGCUGUGGCCCUCCAGGAAUGACCAAGAAUGUAGAGAAGGCCUGUCAGCUCAUCAACAGGCAGGACCAGGCCCACUUCAUGCAUCACUAUGAGAACUUCUGAGAACCUCUUAGAACUUCCUGGUUCCUGUUUCCCCCUCUG
Messenger RNA from Panthera uncia (snow leopard), 4729 nucleotides. RefSeq names its product dual oxidase 2 (gene DUOX2). The record is from RefSeq and is a predicted model, not a curated record. Bases 44 to 4690 code for a protein of 1548 amino acids. Gene Ontology annotation, cellular component: plasma membrane; NADPH oxidase complex. The transcript is spliced from 34 exons. Gene Ontology annotation, biological process: defense response; response to oxidative stress; superoxide anion generation. Lineage: Eukaryota; Metazoa; Chordata; Mammalia; Carnivora; Felidae. Gene Ontology annotation, molecular function: calcium ion binding; heme binding; peroxidase activity.